AUGUCCAUACCGACCCCGGCUGGACAGCUCGAUGGGGCCCUGGCGGCCCCAAAGUACGGGACGCUCAUACCGAACCGGGUCUUUGUCGGCGGUAUCAGUGGUGACACGACCGAGGCUGAGCUGUGCCGUCUAUUUUCAUCGUACGGUAACGUCAAGUCGACGAAAAUCAUCGUGGACCGGGCCGGCGUCAGCAAAGGGUACGGUUUCGUCACGUUCGAAACGGAACACGAGGCACAGAAGCUGCAGAAUGAUUGUGAUUGCAUUGUCCUGAGGGAUCGCAAACUGAACAUUGCGCCGGCAAUCAAGAAGCAGACCCUGUGCGCCACGAACGGUGCGGUGUACUAUGCGGCGACCCCGCCAACGCCGGCCAUCAACAAUAUUCCAAUCGAGCAGUUUGCCACAGUCUACCCGCCAGGUGUGCCAACCAUGUAUCCUCCCACGUUGCCGUAUCAGCCGUUCUACCAGUACUACAGUGUGCCAAUGGUUCCCAAUGCUUUUCCCCCACAGAACGUUCCCACCAUCUGGCCUCAGAACUAUCAAGGAAUCUACCCUUGUUAAGCGGCAGCUGUGCAGUACGUGGACGUUGAAGCGUAGUGUAAAAACAA
Anopheles marshallii is the source of this 605-nucleotide messenger RNA. Its product is annotated as protein boule. The transcript is spliced from 5 exons. Gene Ontology annotation, molecular function: RNA binding. NCBI's taxonomy places the organism in Eukaryota, Metazoa, Arthropoda, Insecta, Diptera, Culicidae. The coding region runs from base 1 to 558 and encodes 185 amino acids. The record is from RefSeq and is a predicted model, not a curated record.